Molecule: messenger RNA, 291 nt
Organism: Candida dubliniensis CD36
Lineage: Eukaryota; Fungi; Ascomycota; Pichiomycetes; Serinales; Debaryomycetaceae
Gene: SMX4
Product: U4/U6-U5 snRNP complex subunit
Exons: 1
Coding region: 1-291 (96 amino acids)
Biological process (GO): mRNA splicing, via spliceosome; P-body assembly
Cellular component (GO): precatalytic spliceosome; catalytic step 2 spliceosome; P-body
Molecular function (GO): RNA binding
Source: RefSeq, a predicted model, not a curated record
AUGUCAACAAUACAAGCUGAACAGCAACAAGAACAACAACCAUUGGAUUUAAUUCGUUUCCAGCUAGAUGAAUAUGUUUUGGUCAAAUUAAGAGGUGCAAGGGAAUUGAAGGGCAAGUUACAGGGUUAUGACAGUCAUUGUAAUAUGGUAUUGAGUGAUGCUCAGGAAACAAUAUACACAUCCAAUGAAGGUGGUGAUAGUGAGGACAGUUCUAAAGAGCCUAUAGUGAAAAAGACUGCCAUGGUAUUUGUUAGAGGAGAUUCCGUUAUUUUAAUAAGUCCAAUACAGUAA